CAGAGAGAAAGGAGAGAAAGACAGAGACAGAGAGAAAGGAGAGAGAAACGGAGACAGAGAGAAAGGAGAGAGAAACAGAGACAGAGAGAAAGGAGAGAGAAACGGAGAGAAAGGAGAGAGACAGAGAACAGGGAGAGAGAAAGAGAGAGAGACAGAGACAGAGAGAAAGGAGAGAGAGAGACAGAUAGGAAGGAGAGAGACAGAGAAGGAGAGAGAGAGACAGAGAACAGGGAGAGAGAAUAGAUCAGAGGAGCAGCUGUGUGAACCUUCAUAUGGAGUCUACAACAGAGGGAGGAGGAGGAGGAGGAAGAGGAGGAGGAGGAGGAGGGCUGAGGGAGCUGGUUCGAAAGUGGUUUACAGAGACCCAGGCCCCUCUCAUUCUCCUCCAUGACGGAAACUUUCCCGGCUGGUUCCAAGGCUUCACCGCCAGAAAGGAAGCAGAGGAUCAGCUGAGAGAAAAGCCUCUGGGAUGUUUUCUCAUCAGACUCAGUGACAAAGCCGUCGGAUACAUCCUCUCAUACAAAGGACAAGACCGCUGCCGCCAUUUUGUGAUCAACCAGGACCAAGCUGGGCUGUUCAUUAUCUCCGGGGACGACCGGCCUCACCACAGCCUCACAGAACUGAUCGAGCAUUACAGAGUCCAUCCCAUCCAGCCCUUUGGAGAGUCCCUCACCUCUACGUACUGUUGUCAGUCAAGCUCAGGAGAGCUGUAUGAUGUGGUGCAGUUCGAGGCCAAAGAGAAGACCGGUGGGAUCAGUGUCCGAGCCCUGAGAAGUUACUGGGACCAGCAGAACAAACAGAAGAAUGACCAACACCAACAGAAUGAGCAGCACCCUGCAGUGCCACCCGUGCUGCCACCCAAAACCAACAACAGGAAGUUGACAUCAACAGUAUCCAUUCGCAGGAAGUCCCUCCCACAGCAAGCAGUACCUCCAGUUCCAAGGCGAGGCCCACCUCUGACCCACUCUCUGAGUGGAACCUUGUCUGACAAGAGCACGUCUCAAAUCCAAUACGCUGAAAUACACCAUGAUCAAACCAAGACUACAUCUCACGGUCAAACCCAAUACGCUGAAAUACACCAUGAUCAAACCAAGACUACAUCUCACGGUCAAACCCAAUACGCUGAAAUACACCAUGAUCAAACCAAGACUACAUCUCACGGUCAAACCCAAUACGCUGAAAUACACCAUGAUCAAACCAAGACUACAUCUCACGGUCAAACCCAAUACGCUGAAAUACACCAUGAUCAAACCAAGAUCACAUCUCACGGUCAAACCCAAUACGCUGAAAUACACCAUGAUCAAACCAAGAUCCCAUCUCACGGUCAAACCCAAUACGCUGAAAUACACCAUGAUCAAACCAAGAUCCCAUCUCACGGUCAAACCCAAUACGCUGAAAUACACCAUGAUCAAACCAAGAUCACAUCUCACGGUCAAAUCCAAUACGCUGAAAUACACCAUGAUCAAACCAAGAUCACAUCUCACGGUCAAACCCAAUACGCAGAAAUACAUACUAACCAGAACAAAGUGGAGAGACUGGCCAGUACUGGGAGUCUGAACCAGAGGAGAAGCACCGGCCCCUGGUCCUUCAAUAACACCUCCACAGCAGCAGGAGGAGUCAUGUACUCUGAGCUGACCCUGGCAGAUGGACGGAGCCGCUCUCUACCCCGCCUGGACGACACCACGGAGGAGGAGGAGGAAAAGGAGGAGGAGGAGGGGUACUCCAACAGGACAACCAUCCCCUGCUUCCCCCACACCUCUCACUCCCCCAAUCCCCCCAAGAGGGUCACCUGCCACGCCUACUCUCUUCAGGACCCCAGGGAAAACCCCCGGCCACGGAUCCACGGUGGACCACACAGCCUGGAUCAGCUGAGCACCAACCCACUGUACCAGGCCUCUGUCGGGCUUGGUGAGAGCCAGGACACCCCCUGGAAGGGACCUCACAGCCUGGAUCAGCUGAGCACCAACCCACUGUACCAGGCCUCUGUCGGGCUUGGUGAGAGCCAGGACACCCCCUGGAAGGGACCACAGAAGCAGAGAGAAUGGGACCGUGGCAGGAGCCCUAACCCUCAGAACCAGACUCCCCAGCAGGAGGAGAGUAUGUAUGCAGAGGUUCCAGAGGGUCCGUCUCCUCCCCGUCAUCUGAUUACAGACAACACCUAUGAGCAGAUCCCAGGGGACGGUGGCCCGAAGGGGACACAAAGCACCGCCACAGACCAGGAGGGAAACACCUAUGAGCAGAUCCCAGGGGUCGGUGGCCCGAAGGGGACACAAAGCACCGCCACAGACCAGGAGGGAAACACCUACGAGCAGAUCCCAGGGAACGGUGGCCUGAAGGGGACACAAAGCACCGCCACAGACCAGGAGGGAAACACCUAUGAGAUGCUGGAGGACCUGAAGUCCAAGGAGUCUACUUGGGGCAAGAAGGUAAAGAACUACUGA
Salvelinus fontinalis (brook trout) is the source of this 2441-nucleotide messenger RNA. RefSeq names its product SH2 domain containing 7 (gene sh2d7). Bases 273 to 2441 code for a protein of 722 amino acids. The record is from RefSeq and is a predicted model, not a curated record. Lineage: Eukaryota; Metazoa; Chordata; Actinopteri; Salmoniformes; Salmonidae. Gene Ontology annotation, cellular component: cytoplasm. The transcript has 6 exons.